GUUGCCUAUCCACACAGUCUCGCGGUUCCCCGCGUCUCGUUGGCUGAACCUGUACGUGCACUCUCACGGGCAUCUUCGUCGGGCGAUGGUAUGCGUAUUACCAUACCUCUCCGGCAUGGCUGACCAUAGACCGGCUCAGAAGUGGCCGAGACAUUCGCCUCUCGACCGCGACCAUGAGAGCACUCAACUCGCGACGCCCACAGCCUACGAGUACCUUCCUCAGCCUGGUCCCUCGGUCCUGCCUCUGUCUUCUGCUGCUGCUGUUCGUCGUCGACGGUGGCGGAGCGCGCAGCGUGACCCGCGAUGAAACAGCCCCGCUUCUGGAGCCCGGGGUCAAGCUUUCGGCAGUCGAGAGUGAUCCAAGCGCGAGCCUAGCUUCGUCGAAGAGCAGCAGUGCGCCGGAGCAAGUGCCGGAGAAGCUCGCCGAGACUCGGACCGAUGACGCUCAAGAUGAGAAGGUCGAGCCUGAGGAAACGGGGAGUCUUCAAGGCAAGGUUUCGCAGCCGGAGGCUGGGGACCAGCCGGGACAAGCUGGCAAGGACAACGCCGAGCAGCUCGCUGAUCGGUCGCCGGGAAGGAACGUCGCGCCGGAGGUCCGGAAGAUCGGCCUUGAGGAACAGGAGACGCGGAAAGCCGACCAAGAAACGAACGCCGGGAUCGGAGAGCCGGGUAGCGAGAUCCUGAAGCAGCAAGACGAGGAUGCCGCCGUGGCCAAGAAGAGAAGACGGAACGACGUCGCUCCCAAGCCGGAGGUGCGCGACGACGCGAGGAUCCCCGUGGAGAGGAUCGAGGAUCCCAAGGACGAGGGAAUCCGCAGGUUCGACGGUCAGGUGGACGCCGACGGAGCCGUGCCUUAUCAAGAGAACGUUCCCGAUGUUGGGACCAACGAUGCCGGUGCUCGUCAGUUGGCGGACCCCGGACAGAACACGGACGAAUGGGUCGGAUCUGCUCCGAAGGAGGAAGAACCUCCUGCGAAGGUUCUGGAGACCGGAGGGCCGCAGGAGAAGCUCCUGCCGAGCUAUUUUGUCCUCAAGUGCGGACCGACCGAUACCGAUCGAGAGAAAGAGAACGUCGAGGACGACGACGAGGCCAGCAAGAACAGAGGACACAGGUGCCUGAACUAUUCUCAGAGCAAAUCGCGACGCAAGAGCUCCACCGUCUACUUGAGCGCCGAAGAGAAGAAGAUACCGGACGGAGAGCAGCAGUCGAUCGUCGAAGGCCAGAUCAAGAAACUGAUCUCGAUCCGCGACGACGCGUUGGACGCGCAGAAGGUGGACAACCUGGACGAGGCCAAGGUCCUGACCUCCAAGCGACAGGCUGGACUGGACGAGACCACGAUCACGCAGGAGGACGUCCGACUCGAGCAGGAAACCAAGGGGAACAAACCGAAGUCGGGCAGGGCCCAGAGCAUCCACCGUGUCAAGCUGAUCACGCCGGAGUCCGUCGUGUACAACAUCCUGCAAGAUGCUCUGGAUACGUAUCCCGUUGAUCAGACGCUGAUAUCGUACGUCGACCCGAAGAACGAGACGCUGAACGACCUGCUCACCUCGGACCAGCUGCACAUCCUGCUGAUGGCGGAGAAGCUGCUGCCGCAGGCGCUGCGCCAGGAAUACUCCAACAGUAUGUUCUCCUGCCUCCUUAGGUUCGAGUACUUCAGCUGCAUCAAGUAUUUCGCCUGGCCCAUGAUCAAGCAGUAUUUCCCGGCUCUGCCGGCGUUCCCCGACUAUCAGAACUGGUACCCUAUCUACGACAUGCAUCCGCAGUACCCGCAGUACCCGCAGUACCCGCAAUACCCGCAGUACCCGCAAUAUCCGAUCGUCCCGUUCCCAAUUAUGGAAGGAGGAGUCGGCGAGUUGCCGGAAGUCGUCGACGCCUACGGCACGCGAUCUGGAAGGCCGAAGCCCGAGGCUACCAUCAUCCAGAUUCUCCAGAAUACCUUGAAGGAGCAGCCACGCCUAUCGGCCUCGCCGUCCUUCAUCGACCGAACCGCGGACUCUUACAUCGCUUUGAUACCUCAGGACCAAUUGCUUUCUAUCAGCAUGGCCGAGCAACUGAUCCCAGCUGCCUAUCGGCCGCAGUUCGUCCAGAAAACCGUCAAGUGCAUGAAGGAGUUCAAUUACCUGGCCUGCAUCAAGUAUUCGACCUGGCCCACCGUCAGACAGUUCAUACCCAAUUUCCCAGACAUCUCUGGCAUUCUGCCCGACUUUCAGGUUCCAGGAUGGUCGGACAUCGUCGACUACAUCCCCUCAUUGCCGAGUGUCCCGGAUCUGGGUUCUUACUGGCCCUUCGGAGACUCCUCGGAGCAGCCGGACAGCCCGACGUUCGUGCUGCUGAAAGAUCGACCGGACACCCUGCAGUCGUCCAAAGAGCUGGAGACGAAGAUCUUAAAUAUGCUGCUGGACGUUCAAAGCUCCAUCGGCAGGACCCCGGAAAUCACGCCGUUCGUUCUCACCGGGAACGUGGUCAUGUUCACCAGGUUCACGAGACCUCAGCUCGAUAUUCUCCGACUGUCGGAGUCCCUGAUACCAUCCAUUGCCAGGCCAGGUCUGGUGACCGAAGUGAUCGUGUACCUCCAGAGGAGCGACAACUUCAUCGACUGCGCCAGGUACGUGAUAUGGCCCACGCUGAUCAGGUACGUGACCAAUUUGCCCGCGUUCCCUUCGUUGGAGAGCAAGGAGCCGAUCGGCGCUGCUCAGGCGACGCCGGAGUCGAAGGAACCGUCCGCCGGUCCCGGAGAAAAGCCGCAGGAACGCGUGAUCUCCGGAGGAGACAGCGACAAGGUGAUCGCGAACCGUUUCCAAAACGAGGAGUCGAGGAACAAGGGCCAGCAGAACGUCCCGGUGAUCAGCGUGACCGGGACAAGAUUCGUGCCGAUCUUCACGGAGCAUCCCGAGACCGUGAUCCUCAACAUCGUCCGCUCGGUGCAGCUGCAGUCGCUGAACUUGAAUCGCGGCGCCAGCAGCCCUUCGACGACCAAGAACCAGCAGUUCAUCGACCUGUUGAACGAGCAGCAGACGAACAUCGUGAACAUCGUGGACGGCCUUCUGCCGGAUAGCGUUCGCAACGAGUUUGCGAACAACUUGAUCGCUUGUCUGCGCGUGAACAACUUCCUGAUCUGCACCAGGGACGUGAUCUGGCCGACCUUGUCCGGCUACUUCCCCUGGCUGCCCAGCUUCCCCAACUUCGGCAGCAUAACCAAUCGUCCCAGCAGCGGCCCUUCUCCCGACGACGGCAACAAGCAGAACCUGACGGAACCCAGCUCCAGCACCGACGCUCCUCCUCUGUCGGAGACGGACGUCACGACUGGACAGCACGGGGACACGAAAGUGACCAUAACCGACACCAGAUUCGUCCCGAUCUUCAACGAGCUACCCGAAACGGUAAUCCUCAACAUCCUGAAGGCCGUGCAGCUCUCUAUCCCGAACCUCUCGGCUCCUAACGCUCCAACCAGGUCUCAGGACUUCCUCAAAAUCCUGACAGAGCAGCAAGUCAACAUCUUGAAUAUCGCUGAGAACCUGUUACCCCUCUCCACCCGAGCCAGUUACGUCGACAGGCUCAGAUCCUGCCUGAGCGACAAGGUGUUCUUGCAGUGCGUCAGGGACGUUACUUGGCCGACGAUCGCGCAGAUUUAUCCCUGGCUACCGAGCUUCCCGAACUUUGGUGGCUACCAGAGCAUACCUAGGAUCAGGCUUCAGAUGUUCCUGGCGGAAAAUUCACAGGGUUCCAAUAUCGAGGUUCUGCCCUCGCAGGAGAACCUGAACCUCGAGGGACUGGCAUUGGAGAAGGUCGAGGAGAGGAUAGAGAGAAUCCUGGUGGACGCUUUGAACAGGGACUCUGAUCUCAAGCGAGCCUACUUGGACGUCGGCAACCCUUCUCUGUCCCAUCUGACCAGACGUCAGCAGAACAUCGUGAAGCUCGCGGAACUGGGCAUCCCGGCGGAAGAGAGGGCGGCGUACAUCGGCAGAAUAGAAAAAUGCACGAAGGAGUACGACUUUGUUGGCUGCACGCAGAAUAUCACGUGGCCGACCGUGCAACGGAACCGUCCAGACUUUCUGGCAGACUUCUUGGAGAUCUUCAAAUCGCCGGAGGAUCGUCCGAUAUCCGUCAGUCCUUUCCCUCCGUCAGACCUGCCCUCGAAUAUUCAGCCUAUUCCAGGUUUCUACGAGCGUCCCGCCGGACUUCCGCAAGGAAUUCCCCAGCCAGCGAUCACCCUACAGGUCUCGGGACAAUCGUCGCAAGCAUCCGCCGAAGCCCAGCUGUUAUCGAAUCAAGGAUCGUCAGCGUUUACGCCGUCAGUAGAUAACGAUGGAGAGGUACCCGGGUACGCAGGCCAACCGCCGGGCAUCUUCGUAGAUAUCUCGAAGGAGCAGGUACAGCUUGCCGACAUCGUUCAGCUGACAGCAGGAACGAAGGAGUCGGGAGUCAAGAGCAGAGAACGCCGGAGCGUGGACGCGACGAAGACCUACUACGAGACCGUCGAAUCAUCCGACUCUUGGGAAUCGUCCGCAGAGUUUCUCAACUUCUCGGAGUCCGAGUACCUUCAGAGUUUGAUCGAAAUGCGGGAGAUCGCGGGGUCGCGCAGCAAAUCGAGCUCGGAGCCGAAGAGCUACUUCGCCGAUACGUUGAACGACACGGUUAGGAGCGCUCUGUCGGCCGAUCAGUACGAGAUCAUCAAGGUCGUGGAGGACGUGGACCCCGUGCAGGGCAGAGGAAUCGCUCAGCAGGUGAUCAACUGCAUCGCCGGUCUCAGCUUCAUCAGGUGCAUCGGGAUCUUCGUGUGGCCCUUGAUCGCCAGCCAAUUCCCCGUCCUCGGGUUCCUAGGUCGCGGCAUGAACACGGAGAUCAAGGUGCAGGAGUUAUUCGGCAUGUCGACGACCGAUUUGGAGAAGGAGAUGCUGCAGAGGAAGGACUCGAUCGAGCAGUACCUGCUCGACUGGUACAAGCAGGUCGUCGAGGAGAAGUUUCAGACGAACCUGGGCUUCUUGAAGGUCAAGGGCUACGGGAACGGCGAGCUCGGCAUCUGCUUCUCCGGCUUCAGGGAGGGCAGGGGCGCCAAGCUCAAGGACAAUAAGAACCUGCCCAGUAUCUUGACGAUCAUCAGCGACAUCAUGGAAGAGGUCCUGGACCAGCGACCCGAGUCCGAGAAGCCGAGGAGGGACAAGGAGAAGAAGGAGAAGAGCAUCGACAUCUCCAGAGAGGGCGAGAUCCAGUUCUUGAAGGACACCGAGCAGUACGUCGACAUCAUGAGGUCGUUGAACGACGACGAGAUCAUCACGAUGUUCCUGGACAAGAUCAGGACGAACGACACGGAGCCGGAGGGCGACGACGGCAAAUUUUUCGGCCUCGAAGACGCGUACAACGCGUUCGAAGACCUCUUCGGUCCAAGGUUCGCUCACAGCAGGCUCGCUCAUAAGUUGCAGACCUUUAACCAUAAAUUGAGAAGUCUGGAGGAGACUUCGCCGGAGGAGAACAAGGGUGUGGACAUCCUUUCUUUGGAGUCUCGGAAGAGCGCGGAGGAGCUGAAGCUGUUGCCGCUGGGUAGCCAGGCAACGUACGACCUCAAGAAAGAGCCCUCCAGGGACCAGGAACAGAGACAAAGGCAGGAGAGAGCGAAGAACUUCAUCAACUCCUUCCUGGAGGAGAGGCUGGAAAAGAACUUCUUCAACUCCUUCGAGGAGAGGCUGGAAGAGAUCGAGGACAACAAGAUCGCGGACGAUCGGGUCGAGAAGGACAAGAAGUCGGGCCUGAUAGUGAAGCUGCCAAGACUGGACGAGGAGUUCCUGCCGAAGAAGAUGACCAACUCCAUCGUGCACCUCGGCAGAGCUAUGAAGAACAAGAUGAUGCAGAUGAUGCCCGGGCUGGGCUUGAUUUUCUCGUUCCUGCUGCAAAUGGCGGUGACCCACGCGAAGGCCGCCGCCUCGAUGGCUGGCAUAAUCAGCAACAUGGCCAUGGGCUCGGCGAUAGUCGCGAUGAUCCGCGACUCCUUCUUCGGGGCGAACAAUCACCCUCAGAUUAAAUACGUUUACGAUAAUCAUAAGAUCGGGCCGGGCAUCACCUGGCCCACUAAUUCUCAUUAUCGCGGACUGUCCCUCGUUCCCCGAGCACGGCGAACGGUUUCGUUUAGGCAAAUCGAGGCAGGCACGCAACAACAGUCCCGGGCCGUUUCCAUGGCGAACCGCGCCGCGUGGAACCCGCUAAUCCCGAGGAAAGUAUUUGCAUUCGAGCGAGAAUCGCGAGAGCCGUUCGUUUCACUUUCCGUCAGGCUGCCGGCAGAACGGCCGCCCGCCAACGGCGUCAACAGUACAGUCUCGGUCGUUCCUCCGCUUCGAUUCAGCCCGGUCUAUCGGGAAUCAUCGCGGCGAUCAUCGGCGGCCGAUCCCCGCGGGCCGAUCACGUCGGAACUCGAGCCCAUCGGGUCACCGGUGCUCGUACGAUACUCAAUCGAGAUGAUACUUCUUUUCCCGUUGCUGUUGUGGGCCGGGGUCCUGCCCGCCAUGGCUGAGUACGUCCCGCCUGGGCCACGGUUCAGGUGUCCCAGGGAGACCAAGUACAUUUACCCCUGCGUGUGUCUGAGGGGCAGCGACAGGGGCCUGUACGUUCGCUGCGAGAACACGAACCUGGCCAGCCUCAGCCUGGCCUUCUCGAACCUGGGCAACGAGGGAAUGCCCAUCGAGGAGCUCGUCUUGUACAAAUGUAACAUAGGUCGCUUCUACGGACCGGCGCUCUAUCCCCUCGACGUCCGGGUGCUGAGGUUCAUCGACACGUCGCUGAGACUCAUCGAGGAGCACAGCUUCCUCGGCGUGAACAGAACGCUCCAGGAACUCCACAUCGUGAACAGCACCCUGGAGAAAUUUCCGCGGGAAGCAUUGCAAAUCCUAGGGAACCUCAGCCUUCUCAGCAUCGCCGGCCACCGGAUGUCUACUCUGCCUGUCGACGCGUUCGCCGAGAGCGCCGCGGCCGCAAAAAUCGAGAAAUUGGAGAUUAGCAAUGGGACUCUGACCUCGCUGCCUAUGGAAGCAUUGACGCCUCUGAAGAAGCUGAAGAGGCUAGAUUUGCACGGCAACGAGAUCAAAGAGCUGAAACGGAAUCAGUUCAAGGGGCUGAGGGACACCGAGUACGUCGAUCUGUCCCAUAAUUUGAUCAACAAACUGGACAGCUCGCAUUUGGCUGACUUGACCAAGAUGGGCUGGUGCAAUAUGUCCCAUAACGCGAUCUCUGAUCUGAAGAGGGGAACGUUCGCGCGGAACUCUCUGCUCAAAGUGCUCAACCUGAGCCACAAUAAGAUCAGAAAGCUCGACUCGAACACAUUCCGCGGGAUGCGUUUCUUGAUCAGACUGUUCCUGAGCGACAAUCAGAUCAACGACGUGGGCAGAGGAACCUUUGGCCCGGUCACCAGGAUAGGGACCAUCGACCUAGCUAGGAACUUCAUCAAAAAGAUCGACUUUCAGAUGUUCAAUCAGCUCCAAUUCGCCGAGUUGCUGGACGUCUCGGAGAACUUUGUCACAGUGAUCGAGAAAUUAUCCUUCAAAGAUCUCUAUCUGGCGAAGGUCAACCUAUCUCACAACGAGAUCUCGAAGAUAGAACCUGGAGCGUUCGAGAACUGUGUGAACAUGACUGUCUUGGACCUGAGCCACAACAAGCUGGAGAACAUCUCCAAGUUCUCUUUCGAUAGCUCGACUUAUGCCACCGAGUUGCAACUGAGUUACAAUCGGUUCACCUCCCUGAACCAGGUGCCGCUGCACAACAUGACAGGCCUGAAAGUACUGAACGUCUCUCACAAUCUGAUCCACUCGGUGCCCCGCCAGACGUUCCCAAAGCUGUACGAACUGCACACGAUCGAUCUGUCGUACAACAACCUGUCGGAGAUCCAUAACGCUAUCUUUCAGACUCUGUUCAGCCUUCGGUUGUUAAACCUGUCGCAUAACUCCUUGGAAAAGAUCAAACCCUCCAUGUUCGGGCCGCUGCCGACGCUUCUGGACCUAGACAUGAGCUACAAUCAGUUGAACGACGUUGCCAGGGGCAGCCUGACCAGGCUGCCGAGCUGCAGGACCUUGACAGUGAAGAACAACCGUCUAACAAAGAUCUUCCAGCUGCCAAUUUCUCUGGCAGCCUUGGACUUCUCGGAAAAUUGGCUGGAGGAGAUACCGAUCACCGAAGUGUGGCCUUCGAUGAACGCUCUUCUGUCUCUGGACCUCUCGAAGAAUCGAUUAGGGGACAACCUGAAGUACGGUAGCUUCGAGAAUCUGCUGACCCUGAGGUCUCUCGAUCUACAAUCGAACAACAUCACGAAACCGCCGUGGGAGGCGCUCAGCACGCUGAACAGCCUGCAAUAUCUUCAUCUGCAGGACAAUCAGUUAACGGAGCUGGGAAAAUCGGCGUUCGGACGCCUGCCGAUCGUGUUCGAGCUGAAUCUUGCUCACAAUCAGAUUCGAAAUGUGAGCGUCCGAGCGUUCGAAGGCUUGCUGCAGCUGCUCACGUUAAAUCUGACGGACAACAAGCUCGAACGCAUUCCAAACGGAGCUUUCCAAGGUCUGGUAUCCCUGAGAACGCUCGAUCUUUCGCACAACAAGCUCGAGAGCCUGGACAACAAGACCCACGGCCUCUUGGACGAUUGCUUGUCCCUCGAAAGGGUGAAUCUCAGUCACAACAAGAUCUCAUUCAUCACCAAGAAAACCUUCCCCCACGAUCCUUGGAUCCCUUACAGGCUGAAGGAGAUAGAUCUCUCGUACAACACGAUGCCCGUCGUAACUUUCGAGCUAACCAGAGGAGCCAAGAAGCUUCAGGUCCUCAACAUCAGUCACAACAACAUCAACGAUAUAAGACGAUUCGUGAUCGGGAAUCUGACCGCGAUCCACACGCUGGAUCUCUCUUACAACGACAUCAACGACAUCUCCUCCGAGCCGAACAUCUUCGACCCACCUGCGAAUCUGACUAAUCUGUAUCUGAGUCACAAUCAUCUGAGUCAUAUACCCCUGAAUAAAAUCCUGCCGCUGCCUAAUUUGAAGCUUCUCGACGUGAGAUCCAACGAGAUAGGAGUGUUCGACGAUGCGUUCAUGAAGAUCAUAAAGAACGGGACGAAGCUGGAAUAUUCCGGGAAUCCUCUGCACUGCGACUGCUACGCCAGGCCCCUCAAGAGAUGGCUGAACACCCACACGGAAAUCCCAGACGAGUGGACCAACGUCACUUGCCAGAGUCCGAAUUUCCUAAUCGGUAAAACCGUUUCUGAGAUCACCGAGGAUCUGAUGGGCUGCGGCGACGGGGAGGUGAAGGAGUACCCUGAAUAUGACAUCACGCCCGAUGUGAAAUACCGGGACAUCGAAUACAACGAGGACGACAAGAGCUGGAAGGCAACCUGGUACGUGACCUCGCGAGAGGACAUCGGCGAUUUCUACGUGGUGGUUCGCGAGACCGGAAGCAGCAAGUCGGCCAUCGAGAAGGACCUGGUCUACAGCGCGCGGUCCUUCAAGAUCCAGGACCUGCAAGACCCCAGGACAAAGUACGAGCUCUGCGUUCUAGCUAGGGACUCCGAAGGGAACGUGAAGCACUUCAGAAGCUCGCAAUGUCAGAUCUUAACCCAGAGCGCGUUGGACUCGUCGACUAGGCUCACGGUUAGCAUGUCUCUGAUUCUAAUCACCCUGUCCUUCGGCGUUCUUGCGUGACCGGGGAAGAAAGAAGCCCCGUUUCAAUGGGGCGCCAUGCGAAUCCGUCGAGUUUCGUGUGUCCCACGAUUCACCGUAACACAGCGAUCCUAAUCGAUGGUCGCCAGGCGUGGAUCGUGGCUUGUACAUAGGCUGUAUGGAUACCGGUAGAAACCGCGAGGGCGUUGAACGUCGUGUAUUUAUUUUUGUAAAAAUAUAUGUCCUGUAGCUCCUGUA
Molecule: messenger RNA, 9875 nt
Organism: Megalopta genalis
Lineage: Eukaryota; Metazoa; Arthropoda; Insecta; Hymenoptera; Halictidae
Gene: conv
Product: insulin like growth factor binding protein acid labile subunit convoluted
Molecular function (GO): protein binding
Source: RefSeq, a predicted model, not a curated record